Molecule: messenger RNA, 1739 nt
Organism: Trichechus manatus latirostris (Florida manatee)
Lineage: Eukaryota; Metazoa; Chordata; Mammalia; Sirenia; Trichechidae
Gene: STK33
Product: serine/threonine kinase 33
Exons: 12
Coding region: 177-1739 (520 amino acids)
Biological process (GO): protein phosphorylation
Molecular function (GO): ATP binding; protein kinase activity
Source: RefSeq, a predicted model, not a curated record
UGCUUUUCUUUCUGCAGCUCUCAUGCGUGAUGAUGAAUCUCGUACAUCAUUAACCUAAGGACCUCACCAAUUGGAAGUUAUUGUUUUUGCCAUCAACUUACCUUUUUGGUCUGGCUCUCUUCCUCAAACAGAGGGAACACCUUUCUUUUCAAUUGCAUUGUUGCGGAAUUAAGCAAAUGGCUGAUAGUAGUGGUUUGGGUAAAAAAUCCACAAAAUGCCCCACAUGUUCAUUUGAUACUCAGGAAGAUACACAUUGUGUAUGUUCCUGUAAAAUAACGGUUUCUUCAACUUCGUUGGAGCAAGUGUCACCAAUAUCAAGUGUUGGUAGUUUAGAACAACUAGCUUCAUCAGAAAGAAAAAAAGAAAAAAUUACCAGCAGAGACACUGCCUCUGGGAAAGAUUUGGUCUCAAGAACCUCAAAUGUAGAGAGAAAAACAUCUCAACAACAAUGGGGUCGGAGUAACUUUACAGAAGGAAAGGUUCCUCACAUAAGGAUGGAUGAUGGAGCUGCUAUUCAGGAAUUCUAUACUUUUGGAAGAAUAUUGGGACAAGGGAGCUUUGGAAUGGUCAUUGAAGCUAUAAACAAGGAAACAGAAACUAAGUGGGCAAUUAAAAAAGUGAAUAAAGAAAAGGCCGGAAGCUCUGCUGUGAAGUUACUUGAACGGGAGGUGAACAUCCUAAAAAGUGUGAAACAUGAAUACAUCAUACACCUGGAACAAGUGUUUGAGACACCUAAGCGAAUGUACCUUGUGAUGGAGCUUUGUGAGGAUGGAGAACUCAAAGGAAUUCUGGAUAGGAAAGGGCAUUUCUCUGAGACUGAGACAAGGUGGAUCAUUCAGAGCCUUGCAUCAGCUAUAGCAUAUCUUCACAAUAAGGAUAUAGUACAUAGAGAUCUAAAACUGGAAAACAUAAUGGUUAAAAGCAGCUUUGUUGAUGCUAACAAUGAAAUGAACUUAAACAUAAAGGUGACUGAUUUUGGCUUAGCAGUGAAGAAGCAAGGUAGGAGUGAAGCCAUGCUGCAGACCACAUGUGGGACUCCUAUCUAUAUGGCCCCUGAAGUUAUCAAUGCCCACGACUAUAGCCAGCAGUGUGACAUUUGGAGCAUAGGCGUCAUAAUGUACAUGUUAUUAUGUGGAGAGCCACCCUUUUUGGCAAACUCAGAAGAUAAACUUUUUGAGUUAAUAAGAAAGGGAGAACUACGUUUUGGAGCUCCAGUCUGGGAUUCCAUAAGUGACUGUGCUAAAAGUGCUUUGAAACAACUUAUGAAAGUUGAUCCUGCUCACAGAAUCACAGCUAAGGAACUGCUAGAUACUCAGUGGAUAACAGGCAAUACACUGUCUUCGGCAAGACCAAUCAACGUAUUAGAAAUGAUGAAGGAAUGGAAAAAUAACCUAGGAAGUGAUGAGGAAAACACAGUGGAUCAAAAGAAGAGCAGUUGGUCCAUUCAAGAAAAGUUGGAAGAUUGCACACCCGGUGUAAAUGUCCACAGUGUCAGUAACACUUCACUGGAAGAGGAGGAAAAACAGCUCACUGCUUGUGAAAAGAUACUUCCUGUGACCAGUGAGAAAGCAAAUAUGGACAGUUUGGACACGCUCUCUUCAGGUACCACAUCUAGCAGACUUCUUCCAGUUGGACUCAAGGAGGAACUAGAGAAAGCCCCUAUAACUUCAAGCCAACAGAUAGCAGGCAAAUUCACUAAUAAAUCCAUUGGCCUGUCUGGAACCAAAAAGAAACUCUAA